Molecule: messenger RNA, 634 nt
Organism: Hibiscus syriacus
Lineage: Eukaryota; Viridiplantae; Streptophyta; Magnoliopsida; Malvales; Malvaceae
Exons: 2
Coding region: 51-620 (189 amino acids)
Source: RefSeq, a predicted model, not a curated record
ACUCUCUCUCUCUCUCUUACACGCACACAGUUUCUUUGAGAGGGUUUACAAUGGCGGGCUCUAAGAGAAUCACUAAGAAAAGGAAGCGGUCAUCUCGUUCACUUAGCCAUUCCUUAAGGGGAAUCAUAACUCGUAGCAAAUCCCAGAUCCAUGUUCACCGCAAUCGGUCAGGUAAAUCUCGAACCCACUCCAUCGGCGGCGGAAAACACCAAGAUCUGCGAUCGCUUUCCAAGAAGCCCAGAAAAAGCUCUCCACUUGAAGAUUCGGUGGGGUGCGAUUUAUCUUCCGUUUCCAUCAAGGAUCUCCGGUUAAGACGGGUCUUUUCCCCUUCUUCCACUGAUGGGGUUAUUCCUAACUGUUUGGUUGAUGCUCAUAAUCUGGGAAAAAGUGAGCUUUCUGGGAAUUGUUUGGAUGGAAGGAAAGAAGAAUCUGGAAAUGGGGAUUUUAGAAAGUCAGAGAUGUCGAAUGAGGAACUUUUUCAGUCAACUCCACCUGAUGUUGAGAUCGUUGGAGUUGAGCAAGUGGGUGUGAGAAAUGAAGGUGAAAAGAUCAAGAAAGAAAAGGGCUCUCCUGAAGAUAGAAAUGAAACGAACUACUCAAAGAAAUCGGUAAGAUUUUAAUGUCGUUUUGUUUC